AUGUAUAUUGUAUCUUUUUCAACCUGUCCUAUGCUGUGCCAACAAGGUGGCCGUUUUCUCACACCACUUGUCUUCUUCGGGAAUCGCCUUCAAAGCCAGAGCCCUCCUCCCCCUUUUUUCCCCCUAAGUUCUCAGAGCUGGCAGAUCUUCAUCCUCCCAGGAAGAAUUUUAUUUCUGGAAAGCACCCAACAUCAUCUGGAUCCAAGUGUGGUGAAUCAGGUGGGGCCGCAAGCUCAGGAAUACCAUUUAUGGUCAAAUAUAAGGUAUGAUGCUAAGACACCAGGAAGAUUUUUUGGGGUGGCUCAUAACCUGGCCCUGAAAUGA
Messenger RNA from Pipistrellus nathusii (Nathusius's pipistrelle), 324 nucleotides. The record is from the annotation of a GenBank genome assembly. NCBI's taxonomy places the organism in Eukaryota, Metazoa, Chordata, Mammalia, Chiroptera, Vespertilionidae.